UGCGCAGGCACUGCUCUGGCAUGCUUUCUGCCAUGUAACCGACUUGCUUUCUGCCUAACUUCCUGCUGGCUGCAGUCGUAAAGUAAACAGCCGUGCAAUAAACACGUUGUGACGCGCUGGCUGGCUAAUUGGCAAUUUAUCCGCGUGCUGUGACUUCUCAAGUUCCCCGCUGUAAUUUGGCUCUUUAGCUGGAAUAAUCAACUCUCCCAGCUGGAUAAUUAUUUCCCCGUCUUGUGAUUUCUCCCUUGACUGCCUUUCCAUCCGAUUUUGAUUUUUGAACUGGAAUCGCGAUGGCAUCUGUCUGAUUGUGAUUUUAUUUUUAUUAUUGAAUUUUGGGAAGGUGAAGAUUUGCUUGGAGGAUUCUUAUUUGGAUUGGUCCAUUGGACUUUUUUGUUGGUUAUUGCGUUGCGCUGUUCCUGGUGAAAAUGGGGAUAUUAUUCGCGAAAUUGUGGAAUAUGUUCAGUGGAGAAGAGCAUAAAGUACUGAUUCUGGGGCUGGAUAAUGCGGGAAAAACGACCAUCCUGUAUCAGCUGACGAUGCGGGAGGUGGUGCACACCACGCCGACCAUCGGCAGUAACGUGGAGGAGCUCAAGUGGAAGAACAUGAAGUUCGUCAUGUGGGAUCUGGCCGGACAGGACAGUCUGCGGCCCAGCUGGACCUGCUACUACUCCGGUACACAGUUUAUUGUCUUGGUGGUGGACUGUAUGGAUCGCGAUCGCGUCCCGUUAGUGAAGGAGGAAUUAUACAAAAUUCUUGCGCACGAGGACUUGAGGAAAGCCAAUCUGCUGGUGUUUGCCAACAAGCAGGACCUGAAAGGCGCCAUGUCAGCCUCGGAACUGUCGAGUCUGCUCAAUCUGACCAGCAUCAAAACCCACCGCUGGCAGAUUCAGGCCUGCAGUGCACUAACCGGCGAAGGGCUUUUCAAAGGCUUGGAAUGGAUGGCCAACCACGUGACGCGGUGAAGAGUCCCACCGGAAGACAGCUGGGCCGUUUUGACCUGGAUUAGGCAGUAUUCAUUUUAAUGCAACGCGGUUGUCCUUGCAAAGAUUUUAAAACCCUCCUUCCGUCCUGUGAGAAGCCGAACGGACGCCUGGUUGUUUUGUUGGGAAUAAGCGAGUUCCUUUGUUGAUCUCAUCCCUGUUCGGGGAGAAAUUGUUUGCCGAUUGAUACCGUCAGAAACAAAACUAUUCGUCGCCAGACUGACCCCGGAAACUGGAUUGUUGCUGCAUUUGAUGUGAUGAUUGGAGAGGUUGUUGUCCAUUUUGAUUUUAGCGCGUGUAAUGCUCACUUAACAGGGAAAAUGUUGGAUUUGAUUUUAUCAUUUGUUUUUAGCAUGACUGAAAGUGUUUAAGUAAUAAAAGCUGGAAUGC
Paramacrobiotus metropolitanus is the source of this 1370-nucleotide messenger RNA. RefSeq names its product ADP-ribosylation factor-like protein 5B. Gene Ontology annotation, molecular function: GTP binding; GTPase activity. Gene Ontology annotation, biological process: intracellular protein transport; protein localization to Golgi membrane; vesicle-mediated transport. Lineage: Eukaryota; Metazoa; Tardigrada; Eutardigrada; Parachela; Macrobiotidae. The record is from RefSeq and is a predicted model, not a curated record. Gene Ontology annotation, cellular component: cytoplasm; trans-Golgi network. Bases 426 to 962 code for a protein of 178 amino acids. The transcript has 6 exons.